AAAAAUAGAAAAAAUAAAAAAGAGAGCGAAGGAUUGCAUCAAGUAAUCGCCGUGUAACUAACUACUUUUGUUGCAUCACCAUCGCUCUUACGUUUGAAUCUAUCCAGAUCCAAACCUCUUCUUCCCGGCAAUUCUGAGAUCUCAUUUUCACCGGCGACGAGCUUUAAUCGGAGAACGAUGAAGCAGCUUCACAAGCAAAUGAGCUCGAAGCGUGACGAAGAAACGAUUCCCAUGAGCCAAUCCAGUCCUUACUCUCCUAAAACUUUAAAGCAUCCCAGAUCUCUUCCCAGAUCGCUUCACUAUCUCUUCCGUGAACAACGACUCCUCUUUAUCCUCGUCGGGAUCUUGAUCGGAUCCACUUUCUUCAUCCUCCAGCCUUCUCUCUCUCGUUUAGGCGCCGCUGAAUCCACCUCGUUAAUCACCAGAUCUGUUUCCUACGCCGUCAGCGAUUCCCCGCCUUCCAUGAAGACUUUUAAUUCUGGCGGCGGAGGUAGAACCGGUCGUGUUCCCGUCGGUAUCGGACGCAAGAGACUGAGAAUCGUUGUCACCGGUGGAGCUGGUUUCGUCGGAAGCCAUCUUGUUGAUAAGCUUAUCGGUAGGGGAGAUGAAGUGAUCGUGAUUGAUAACUUCUUCACUGGUAGGAAGGAGAAUUUGGUUCAUCUGUUCUCGAAUCCUAGGUUUGAGCUUAUUCGACACGAUGUGGUUGAGCCAAUCCUCCUUGAGGUCGAUCACAUUUACCAUUUAGCUUGCCCAGCUUCACCUGUUCAUUACAAGUAUAAUCCAGUGAAGACUAUCAAGACAAAUGUAAUGGGCACUCUCAAUAUGUUGGGUCUUGCAAAGAGAGUUGGGGCAAGGUUUCUGCUCACCAGUACAAGUGAAGUCUAUGGAGAUCCCCUUGAGCAUCCACAGAAAGAGACUUACUGGGGAAACGUGAACCCAAUCGGUGAGAGGAGCUGCUAUGAUGAAGGAAAGCGUACUGCAGAAACCCUGGCCAUGGAUUAUCACAGAGGUGCAGGUGUAGAGGUCAGAAUAGCUCGUAUUUUCAACACAUAUGGACCCAGAAUGUGCCUUGAUGAUGGGCGUGUUGUUAGUAACUUUGUUGCCCAGACCAUCCGCAAACAUCCAAUGACUGUUUAUGGUGAUGGAAAACAAACUCGUAGCUUUCAAUAUGUAUCUGACUUGGUGGAGGGACUUGUAGCGUUAAUGGAAAACGAUCACGUAGGACCCUUCAACCUUGGUAACCCUGGAGAAUUCACAAUGCUUGAACUUGCAGAGGUUGUUAAGGAGGUGAUCGAUCCAAGCGCGACCAUAGAGUUCAAACCAAACACAGCGGACGAUCCUCACAAGAGGAAACCAGACAUAAGCAAAGCAAAGGAACUGUUGAACUGGGAACCAAAGAUCUCUCUGCGAGAAGGUCUGCCUCGCAUGGUUAGUGACUUCCGUAACCGAAUCUUAAAUGAAGACGAAGGUAAAGGUCUCUAAGUCAGUCACACAGAGAUAGAGUAUUAUCCUUCUUCUGCUUUGAUUUGAUAUAUGUAUAGUCUCUUUUUCAAGAGAUCUGCUAAGUCUUUUUGUUCUCUGUUUUUUUUUUUUUGGUUCUUUCUCUUUUUUUUUUUCAUCAAUUUGGUUCUUUCUCCAAGACACAGAUUUACUACUUAUUAGCUAAUGUUUUCGACUCAAAAGGGAUUUUGUCACUGGGCCAUUUACCAGUAGGCUCAAUUUUAGUGGAAAGGUAUUGAUAUAAAUCUCGCUCGGUUCAUACUU
Messenger RNA from Arabidopsis lyrata subsp. lyrata, 1764 nucleotides. RefSeq names its product UDP-glucuronic acid decarboxylase 1. NCBI's taxonomy places the organism in Eukaryota, Viridiplantae, Streptophyta, Magnoliopsida, Brassicales, Brassicaceae. Bases 178 to 1482 code for a protein of 434 amino acids. Gene Ontology annotation, cellular component: cytoplasm. The record is from RefSeq and is a predicted model, not a curated record. The transcript is spliced from 7 exons. Gene Ontology annotation, biological process: D-xylose metabolic process. Gene Ontology annotation, molecular function: UDP-glucuronate decarboxylase activity; NAD+ binding.